AUGGCAGAGGGAGCAGAAGUGUCACACUGCAUAUAUGAAGAGAGAGAGGAGAAUAUGGGUUCUCUUCAAAGGCUGGAAGAUGCCCCAGCAAAAUGGGAUGAAUGGGUUAACAGGCUUGCAGGUAAGUACUGUUCUAUUUGGAACCAGGCAGGGAUUUGUGAUGCUAUUUUGAGUUCUAGAUAUGAGAUUAGGUGUACCAACAAGAAUAUCCUACAUGGGUUAGUGGAGUUUUGGUCUUCAGAGACCAACACCUUUGUUUUCCCUUGGGGGGAAGCAACUUUUACCCUUGAAGAUAUGAUGGUUCUUGGUGGAUUUUCAGUCCUUGGGAGGCCUGUGACAAGGCCUGUUAAUGGGUUGUUGGUGGAAAUUGUGGAGGAGAUGGAGAAGAAGAGAGUAGAGAUUUCGAGGACCAAGGCGAAAAAAGCCUGCCAAUUUGUUUGGAUCAAGCAUUUCAUGGAGCUGCAAAAUGAGUACAAAUAUGAGCAUGUAGCAUUUCUGUCAUUGUGGUUGUCAAGGUUUGUUUUUCCUUCUCUUCCUGAAGCUUGCAUAGGGAGGCAUGUUUUUCCCAUUGCAGCACAGUUGUCACAGGGGACGAGGCUUGCUCUUGCCCCUGCUGUCCUUUCAGGUCUUUACAAAGACCUAAGCUUGUUGAAGAAACAAGCACUUUCUUGUAGGGAGGAGAUUUCUGUUCCUGGUCCAUUUCAGCUUUUGCAGUUAUGGGCUUUGGAGAGGUUUCAACCUCUAUUAAAGAAUUCCCCAAAUGCUCUGAAACCUGGGGAGACUUGGGCUGCCCGGUGGCACAGAUUACCUUCUGGAGCAAUUAGUCUUCCUCUUGUAAGAACUGUUCUUAAGUUGCAAGAGAAUUUUCAAUGGCGUCCUUAUGCUGCUGAUUUAAUCAAUUGGAGCCAUUCGUCGUACUAUACGAAGAACAAACCGUCAUUUUUUCAUAGUGCUAAGCACUCAGAUGAGAAUUUACGAUCUUAUAUUAGAUGCUUGUGCACUUCUGAGUUGGUUGGAGUAGAGCAUUGUAAAGAGAAGUAUUUUCCAAACCGCGUGGCAAUGCAAUUUGGAAUGGAUCAAGACCUUCCUGGUGAAUUUUCAAAACUGUAUUUUGCCCCAGGUACUGAUGUUGGUUUCUUUGUCCCUCCAAGGUCCUUUGAGCCGAGUGUAUCGGCUAGGUACUUGCAUUGGUGGAAAAUAUCUAAGUCUGCUCGCGCAGAUACAAUCGAGAAACAUGUCAAAGUGGCAAUACAGAAGAUUGAAAAGUAUAAUGCCUCCAUCGCGGAGAGGAAUGUUCUGAUGCAUAAGGCAUCACCACGAACUUUGGAGAGGUCUAAACCUGAAGAGAGCCGCUCCUAUGUGAUUCCUGAGGUCCCCGGAAAAUCCAAUCAUACUGUACAGAGAAAGGCCUCAGCUACUCCUCAAUUUCCUAAGCAGGUUAAGAAAGAGUCACCCCUUGAUUAUAGGGAUGAUGAUCACAUUCCACUUUCAGAACGUUUGGGACAUCUUGGAAACAAACCAGCUUGUUUGCAUAAGGCUUCCACAACCAGCCGACCAACAAAAUUUGUUUCCUCAACCUCACCUGUUCAGGACAAGAAUGUGAAGAAACGGAAGUUGGCCACAACAACUGAAGGGCUUGCUAAGAAAAUAAAUGCUGGUGAUUUUGCUAAAAAUGUGGUGAAGAUUGUUCAGAAAGGGAGGAAGGGUAGUGAUAAUAAGGCAAGUGUAGAAGUUGGUGUACCUUUCAGGAUGGAGCACAAGCAUAAAAUUGAACCUAAAGCAUCAGGAAAAGAUGCUGCAAGAGAAGGGAAGAAAGCAAUGGCUAAAGGAUCUCUAAAAAACCGUAUGGGGGCUGAUGAUCCUAAAAGAAUGCCUAAAGGGUUUCUCAAGAACCCGGUAGCGGUUGAUGACUGUAUGGUGAAUGCUACAGAUCAAACUCAGGGAGUUGGAUUACUAAUGAGGGUUCAGAAUAUUGAGAAAAUUUUGGGGGUGAAAACUUGA
This is a messenger RNA of Prunus mume (Japanese apricot), 2001 nucleotides long. Lineage: Eukaryota; Viridiplantae; Streptophyta; Magnoliopsida; Rosales; Rosaceae. The record is from RefSeq and is a predicted model, not a curated record.